Neurospora tetraspora is the source of this 3165-nucleotide messenger RNA. RefSeq lists its product as uncharacterized. Lineage: Eukaryota; Fungi; Ascomycota; Sordariomycetes; Sordariales; Sordariaceae. Bases 1 to 3165 code for a protein of 1054 amino acids. The record is from RefSeq and is a predicted model, not a curated record. The transcript has a single exon.
AUGGCCUCCUCCAUAGACACUCGUUCCCACGGCCGCCCCAUCCGCCCCCUUUCCGGCUUGCGACCUGCUUCCAGGGAAAGCAUGAGCGCCAGUUCGACACGUACCCGAACCAGCAACACCAAUAGCAACAACCAGACACAUGCGCAACCACCCCACGACCGCUCCCGAUCCUCCCGUCCGCCGAGCUCUUCCAAGCAACAUAAAGCCCACUUCUCCCUUGAUCGCGCUGACAUCCUGGCCUUGCCCCCCAUGUCAGAGUAUUUGCAAGAACGGAUCGAACGAACACGAAAGAUGGAGGCCGAACGAGCUUCCGGGAAACAGCCCAUCGAGAGGCCCAAGACUUCUGCCGGCUUUACCAAUCCGAUCGCCUCGCCAACGAAAUCAACAACGCGGCCCUUGCCACCGACCAUUGCUUCGGAAAUCAGUGCCAAGAAAAAGGAACACCAGGCGCCAUGCAUGAAGGAUGCCCAAGAUCUCUUGUCCAAGCUACACAAACAAAAUUUUGACCUCAAACUGGAACUCUUCCAUCGGCGCGAGAAGCAGACGGCUUUGGAGGAGCUAAUAGAGAAGCUGGAGCUGGAGAAAGAGCAGUUGAGGAGUGAACAAAGGGAGACACAGGACAUCAAUGACGUCUUGCUGGAAGAGCUGGAGAAGAAGGACAAGGCCGUUGAGGAAGCUGUGGCUAUGAUCGUUACUCUUGAGUCACGGAUAGAGAAUCUGCUCAAGGAGCGGGAAAUGGUUAGGCAAGUCGAGGCGGAAGGAUUCUACAGCUCGGACCACGACGCCUCGCAUUCUAUCCCUUCAAGGAACGAAACACCGGAUACCCCCAGGGCCGGCGAGCAAAAGGUCCUUCAUCGCAUGCCGAGUUUCCUUACGGAGCCAACGGAGAACACCGAAAACCUUCGAAACGUCUACCUUAGACCGCGAGCUAGCGAACUGGGCUUGGGUCGGUUGUCGGAGGAGGAAUCGCCAGAAACAAAUCGGAGCGAGUUCAUCAAGGUUGGUAGCCCAGCAUUAAGUCUUCUCAGCGAGAGUUCCUUCUUAAGCAUCUACGGCCAGAACAAGGCCAUCCCUUCACCCCGUCCCCAGAGCCCACCGCACGUGGAUGGGGCUGAAGAGCGCCUGACUUCCAUGUCAAACCGAAACUCGCCAAUGCCCGGGGAUACUCCGACAAAGUCCCGCCGUCGUCCACCGUCGCCGAUAGCGACAAGCAGGUCAAGCCCGUUCCGCAAGAGCCAGCUUGGUCUUGGCAUCGACAAGGCAGCCGAUCAAGUGUCAGAUGAACCCAGGACUGCCUCCUUGGUAGACAAGUUUAGUUCAAGGCACAACCUUGAUCAGGAGACCGGGGCAGCAUCGGUCAAGUCACAAACAGACUCUACCUCCCGGAGAACAAACAGGUCCUCUCUACAAAACGUAUAUACGCAUGGGUCUUCGGUAAGAGACUUCCCUCGCGUGCAUAGUGGUCUUCCACCCACCCCCGACACCAUUUCAACUUCGACCCUGCGCGUCUUUCAAAUAUUAGAUGACUCACUGUCAAAGGGACAAAGUUCGGACAACCGGCCGGCCAAUUCCUCUACCUCGGGGGAGACAGCCUCGGUGCACUCGGAAGAUGAUGAGGAUCAGGAUCAUCUUCAAGUGCCGCGACGACGACAGGGCCAGCCGGCAUCCAUCACGGCCUUCAACAGUCUCCGGGAUCUCGAGAGUGAAGGAGCGAUGUUGGACCCUUGUUACAUGACGUCGGAAUCGGAACGCCCGCCUUCUGCUAGUGAUGUUCGGCGAUCGGAAGAGCAUGGAGGCCGCAAGAGCUGGUCGAGUGAGGAGGAUGACGACGACGUGGCGGAUGGGAGGAGACAGUCUUUUGCGUCGAGUAUUGAUCUGUGGCUAAGGGAGAGUCAAAAGCCGAACAAAAUAGUACCGCCAUUGGAUCCUCUGAGCUCGGUGUCUCAGGUCGGCGGUCGCGAACCGGAUCAUGGCCGAGUGUCGCCGGACUUGUUCUCAUUCCCUACUGGAUCACACGGUUGGAUGUCAGAUGCGAUUUACGGAAAGCUCGACGGAACAGGGUACAACUGUGCGGGCGGCGUACGAGUAGCUAGUGGGAGCUCGAAUGCCGACUCGGCAUUUGGCGGCCGGAGCUACAUGGGCGACUCACUUCCUACACCAAUCUUUGGCUCAGGCUUUGCGAAGCUGCAUGAGGUCAGGAAUAUGGCGCCGCCGCCGCCGGAACGCGGGUCAAGCCUCAGGGCAACAACCGGAAUGGGCCACCGUAUCCCGGGCUUGGAUGGGUCAUUGUCAGGCUCAGCUAGCAGUUUACCGGCCUCGCCCACUGUUCGGCAAUUCCAGACUCCGUUGAAGGAUCCCCGAGGAAGGAAGAGCAACGUGGACUCCCCACGAACGACCAUGACGACAAUCCGUAGCCACAGCAUUGGUCAACGAAGCGACGCCCGCCCAUCGUCAGACCUGUCCUUUGGUGUUGACAACCGAGCAGCCACUGUCCCGCCCAAGACUCUCUUCAACCCCCCACCAAAAGAAGAAAAGGAAAAGUCCUCCAAACGGCGCUACCCGCCUACAGCCUCACAACCUGCUCGCUCAAAGUUCAACAGUCUAUUUAGGAGAUCGACCGGCUCGGUUGAACCUUUCUCUUCCCAAGCCCACAGUUCCAUCCCCAUCCCCUCUCCCGCUUCUGCGUCCUUCUCUCUUUCUGCCAGGGAUCCUCCGUCUGAUUUCGGACCCCCUUCAUGGGGUAGACGUAACUCCGAAAGGCUGCCCUCCGAAAUGGCCGCCGACGAUGACCAUUCGGGCGCUACGCCUCCCCCCAUAGGACGGAUUAGACCGACGAGGAGGACUGAAGCAGCUGCUGAUAGAGUUGAUAGAGCUGAUGAGGAAGCGGGAGGAGUCUCGCUUUGUCCUUCUUCGUUUGGGGAUUGUAGGGAUGAGAGGAAUUCGACGGAGUCCCCUCAGAGGCCGGUUACCAGUGGUGGUGCUAGUCUCGGUGAGGAAGGUGGUGGUGUUCUGCCGAACUUCCAGAAUCCCUUUUCGAAGUCGGUUGGGUCUGGUGACGGGCCGCCGCAGAGUCAGGGUGGACGGAGGGAGAGUGCGGGUGGUGGGAAGAGGAGGUGGUUUGCGAAUCUCGGUAGGGUCGGGAGUUUGAGGAAGGGUGGGAAUUGA